UGACAGCGCAUCUGAGAAAAAAUACACGCAACUUGAGUUUGUGAAAAAGUUUUCACAUUUCUCUGCAGCACUUACGCAUUUUCCGCUCUGAAAUUGUACAUUAAUCACUUCAGAGGUGUUUAGUGAACGUGGUAGAGUAGAAAACCUGCCGAAAAGUCAUCAGGGAAAAGCCAAGAGACUGCGUUUACUUGGGGAAAAUGCGCCGCAAAACUAAAGCGAACACUUCGAGCGAGAGCCCGGAGAAGCCGCAGGCCACACGGCGCUCCACGCGACGUGGCCGAGCGUCUCCCGUGGAGCAAGCAAUUGUGAAUGAGUAUUACAAAUCCGAGGAGGAGACGAGCUCUGACAGUGAGGAGGAGUACUCACCGAAGAAGACUCGGCGCACUGGCGGGAGACGUGGAGCGCGCUCCAAGGCGUCUUCGGGAUCAGAACGUGAUGUGAAGACACCAAAAUCUCGGGCAAGGAAGCGCGGAGCACCGAAGAAAAUUGAGCAGCCGGUUCUGGUGGAAGAAGAAGAGGAGGAGCCUCAGCGUGAACCGGAGGCGCCGCAGCCCGAGGUCGAGGAACCAAAGGUGACUGAGAUUACUCUGCCCGACGAGACAAAUGAUGAUGAUGAUGAUGAUGCGGAACAGGAAAAUGGGGGUGAAAAGGUAAGCAUAGAAAUUGUUGCAGCUGAUCCUGAGCCGCAUGUAACUGAGGAUAGUGAAAGUGGUUUUCCACAACGAACCUCCAGUCCCGAGCAAUGCGAGUUGUAUGAGGAUGAUGAUGUCCAUAUGAAGACACUGAGUCCCGAACAGCCAAGUGAGGCCGACCGGGAGGAGACUGGAGCCCAAAGUCUGCAGUCGAAUGUUCAGGAAGAAGAAAAGCGACCGAUUGAAGAGGAGCAGCGUCGCCUAAAGACGCCAUCGGUGGAGGAGCAAAAGGAGAGCGAGGAUGAGGAUGAUGAGAAGAGGUCAAGCUCACCCGAGGACGGUGAAUUGCCCCAUCAGAUGAUUGACGAUGGCAGCAAAGCGGAUGAUUCUGUGGAUGAGCACUCGAAAGAGUCGCCUGACCACAAUCAUUCCAAAUCUGAACACAACAGCGAGGAUGAGGAGCCGGUGAAGGUGACAAAGUCACCUGUGAAGGAGGCUAAAGCCCCGGAAGUGACAUUCGUGACGAAGCUGACGCGGAAUGACGGGAAGGCGAAUGUAGAUGAACAGGCGAAGCGGAAGCGUCGUUGGUUGUCACGGAAACCCUCCACUCAGAACAUCCUGGCCAUCUCUACAGACUCUCUGAAGCCAUUAAUUGCGGAUGGAAAGCCAGUUCCACUGGUGGAUGUGAAAUUGGAUUUGACGUCGGACACUGAAGGUGGAGCGGAUGAGGAGGAUAAUGAGAGUGAUGAGGAGAGACCGUUGUCGCCGAAGGAGAAGAAAGAGGCACCAAUUGUGGUUGAGAAGAUUUCUGACUCAGAGACAGUGAGAGCAUCGACUGAAGUCGCCCAUCCAAUUGGAUUAAAUCGCAAGAUUUUGCUUGUAACUGACGAUAUUGGCAAGACAGUGAAACCUCCGAGUCCGCCCAGGAACAUUUCUUCCUGCAUUUUAUUCAUUACAAAUCUCGUGAGACCCUUCACAGUGCUUCAGCUGAAGGGAUUGCUUGCCAGAACGGGGAGAAUUGUGGAAAAUGGCUUCUGGAUUGACAAGAUUAAGUCAAAAUGCUACGUACAGUACGAGACAGAAGAUCAAGCGGUGGAGACUCGCCACGCUCUUCAUGGCGUCCGGUGGCCAACAUCCAAUCCCAAAUGUCUUCACGUGGACUUUGGCGCUGAGAAGGAUAUGCAGAAGGCGAUUGAGUCCACAGCUGAGGAUUUGGCCAAGCAUGGCGACGCUGGUCGUGGCGAGAGGAUCAUCGUGGGAUGGGAGAGAGAUCGAAUUGAAGGCGGAACGCGGGAGCAGCCAACGAGACCCAUUCGCGAGUGGGAUGUGGGAAAGAGGGAUGAACGGGAGAAGGAGCGGGAACGCGAUCAUCGUGGAGUUCACGAGCGAAGCAGAGAACGCGAGGAGGUCAAGAGAGGCAACGAGGGAGGAUUUGGACGCGAGCGAAGGCGCUCAUUGUCAACUUCGCCGGCGCGGAAAUUCAAGAAGGAGAAUGAGCCACCAAUUCGACUACUGGAUGAUCUUUUCCGCAAGACAAAGACAACACCAAGUAUUUAUUGGCUACCACUGACUGCUGAGCAGAUCGCAGUGAAAGAGGAGGCUCGAAGGAGAAAUUUGCAAGAGCAUCAAAAACGCAUGGAUGAAAUGAGGAAAGAGCGUGAACGCGAGAGAAAUCGCGACAGAGAGCGUCAUGAUCGGAAUCGACGCGAUCGAUCAAGAAGCCGCGAUAGGCGUUAUCGCUGAAGAGAAAACCAAUUGAAAUGCAAGAACAAUUGAGGGAAGUGAGAAGAGGAAUUUCACAGAGAGAUUGAAUUUGAGCGUAAUGAAGGGAAAAUGGAAAAAUCGGGGAUAUAAGAUGAAAUGUCUUAUAUAUUACCUCUUUUUUCAUUUUCUCUUUUCCAAAUGAACAUACAUAUUUUUGCAUCUCAUCUCGUCCUAUAUUGCCUUUUUUAUCUACAUUGUUUUUUUUUCUUGAGGGAUUCCCAAUUAUGUUGAAGUGCAAAAUUGAAUUUAGCGAGAAAUGAUCGACGGAAAAGAUCAGGCACAUCACCGAUCAGUUUUAUGACACUAGAGCACUAGAAGAGAAGAGAGUACGUGUGGGUGUUUUUACAUUUGAUUGCCUGUAAUCGUCUCUAAAUACCCUCUGAGGAUAUUCCUGUGUUUCUUUUCCAGAUUACCCGUGAAUUUUCUCCCUCUCCUUCCGAUUUAUUGACAGUUUUUUGCAGGAAUUUCUGUGUGUGUGAACGAUUUUUAGUCAUUUGCUUAGUCUCAUUUUCAAAUGUCGCACAUACAAAUAUGAUUUUGAUUUCAUGAUGAUCAUUCUGCAAAUGAGGGGGAAGAAAUAGGACAUGUUCUGUUGGGGAAUUGGGUGGGCUAGAAUUUGUGGGAGGGUAGUUGAAUUGAUGAUUAUCUCUCCCAAGGACUUAUCUUCACAACAGAAGGAUCAGGAAGUGAAGUGACGGAGACAUCCAGCGCUGGAAUUAUGCGAUAGUUUGACACUGUAGUGUUCUUGUGGGAUUGUAGAUGACUUGAAGAGGACGAGAGCCCUAUUUUCUUUUGUCAGAGCUCUCGUGAGAGAUGAAAAACAUAUUGAAUAAAAGGAUUAAGAUGAUACAAAA
Phlebotomus argentipes is the source of this 3250-nucleotide messenger RNA. It is a transcript of the gene Acn, whose product is annotated as apoptotic chromatin condensation inducer in the nucleus. The transcript has 6 exons. The coding region runs from base 198 to 2375 and encodes 725 amino acids. Lineage: Eukaryota; Metazoa; Arthropoda; Insecta; Diptera; Psychodidae. The record is from RefSeq and is a predicted model, not a curated record. Gene Ontology annotation, molecular function: nucleic acid binding.